Messenger RNA from Hypanus sabinus (Atlantic stingray), 4396 nucleotides. It is a transcript of the gene spg7, whose product is annotated as SPG7 matrix AAA peptidase subunit, paraplegin. NCBI's taxonomy places the organism in Eukaryota, Metazoa, Chordata, Chondrichthyes, Myliobatiformes, Dasyatidae. Gene Ontology annotation, cellular component: membrane; m-AAA complex. The transcript has 18 exons. Gene Ontology annotation, molecular function: ATP hydrolysis activity; ATP binding; zinc ion binding. Gene Ontology annotation, biological process: protein-containing complex assembly; mitochondrial protein processing. The coding region runs from base 24 to 2450 and encodes 808 amino acids. The record is from RefSeq and is a predicted model, not a curated record.
GUGGAAGGUGAAGCUGGUCAAAGAUGGCGGUGCGGUUAUUGCUGCAACAACAGCUGGGUUCUGUCAAGAGUUUUCCAUCGGUGUUGUGGUCUUGCAAAAAUAAGCAUUUACAGUAUCGGUUUUUCUGUUUGAAAGCUGUUUCUCAAGGAGAGUCCUUGGGACAGGAUAUUGUCUGUCGUCGCUGUGAAUUUAAAAGGCUGUGUUAUGUUUCCAUCAGGUCCUCUUGUCACCAAGGCAGAGAUCCCAUUUUCAAGAGUUUCUUGUCUCGUCCACUAACUCAUCAAUUCCAAGGAUUUAAUAGAAUACAGACUUUAAAGCAGUUGACACAAGACCCAACAAGAAUUUUCCAGAUUUUAGGUGGCAUGUAUCACUUCAGCACCUCAAAACCAUCUCAAGAUCAAAAACAGAAUGAGAAAUCCAAAGGGCGAAGCUCUGAAGAAGAUGAAGAAGAGAAAAGGAGACGAGAGAGGGAGGAUCAAAUGUACAGAGAACGACUGAGGACAUUAUUUAUAAUAGCUGUUAUUAUGAGCUUGUUGAAUUCCAUCAACAGUAGUGGAGGAAAUAUCUCAUGGAAUGAUUUUGUUCAGGAGAUGUUGGCAAAGGGAGAAGUGGCCAGGGUCCAGGUUGUUCCAGAGAGUGAUAUUGUAGAAAUCUAUCUUCACCCAGGAGCUGUCGUAUUUGGUAGACCGCGGCUAGCUUUGAUGUAUCGAAUGCAAGUAGCAAAUAUCGAUAAGUUUGAAGAGAAGUUGCGGGCUGUUGAAAAUGAGCUUGGGAUUGAUGGAAAGGACAGGAUCCCCGUAUCAUACAAACGUACAGGUUUCUUUGGAAAUGCACUGUAUGCUCUAGGGAUGGCUGCAGUGGGAGUAGCCAUUCUGUGGUACAUAUUUCGGCUUGCAGGAAUGGCUGGAAGAGAAGGUGGAUUUAGUGCAUUUAAUCAGCUGAAAAUGGCUCGUUUCACUAUCGUGGAUGCAAAGUCUGGAAAAGGAGUUAAUUUUAAGGAUGUGGCAGGAAUGCAUGAGGCCAAACUGGAAGUUAACGAAUUUGUUGAUUACCUGAAGAGUCCAGAUCGUUACCUACAACUUGGGGCCAAAGUUCCAAAGGGAGCUUUAUUGCUCGGACCACCAGGAUGUGGCAAAACACUUCUGGCAAAAGCUGUUGCAUCGGAAGCUCAGGUUCCUUUCUUAGCUAUGGCUGGAUCAGAGUUUGUGGAAGUGAUUGGAGGCCUUGGUGCUGCUAGAGUACGAAGUUUGUUUAAGGAAGCCCGUACUCGUGCCCCAUGCAUUGUGUACAUUGAUGAAAUUGAUGCAGUGGGUAAAAGGCGAUCAACUAACAUGUCUGGUUUUGCUAAUACUGAGGAAGAACAAACGCUGAAUCAACUGUUAGUCGAAAUGGAUGGAAUUGGCACAACAGAUCACGUAAUAGUUCUGGCAUCAACCAACCGUGCUGACAUUUUGGACAGUGCCUUAAUGCGACCUGGUCGUUUGGACAGGCACAUAUUUAUUGACUUUCCCACAUUGCAGGAGAGGAAGGAGAUUUUUGAACAACAUUUAAAAAGUCUGAAGUUAUCACAACCAGCCAGGUUUUAUUCACAACGAUUGGCUGAGCUCACUCCGGGGUUCAGUGGAGCUGACAUAGCUAACAUUUGUAAUGAAGCAGCAUUACAUGCAGCUAGGGAAGGGGAGAAAUCUGUUGACACCUUCAGCUUUGAAUAUGCAGUGGAGAAAGUCAUAGCAGGCACUGCUAAGAAGAGUAAAAUACUCUCCAAAGAAGAACAGAGAAUAGUAGCUGUCCAUGAGUCUGGACACGUCCUCGUUGGCUGGCUUCUUGAGCAUACAGAAGCUGUUUUGAAGGUUUCUAUAGCCCCACGAACAAAUGCUGCACUUGGAUUUGCACAGAUUCUGCCCCAGGAGCAGCACCUUUUUACCAAAGAGCAGCUUUUUGAACGUAUAUGUAUGGCUUUAGGAGGACGUGUUGCAGAAGCUAUUACCUUUAAUAAAGUCACAACAGGUGCCCAGGAUGAUUUACAAAAGGUUACAAAAGUUGCUUAUUCCAUGGCAAAAUGUUAUGGGAUGGUGGAAGCAAUUGGUCAUAUAUCAUUUCCUGAUACAGAGGAGCAAGGUGCAAUUGGUCGACGACCCUUCAGCCAGGGACUUCAGAAGCACAUGGACCACGAAGUUAAAUUGCUGGUGGCUCGUGCUUACAGACACACAGAGAAAUUGAUAAUGGAUAACAGGGACAAACUUAAUACACUUGCAAAUGCACUUGUGGAGAGAGAAGUUCUAAAUUAUGAUGACAUUGAGUCACUUAUUGGGCCUCCACUCCUUGGCCCAAAGAAGAGAAUACCACCCCAGAGCUGGAUUGAAGCUGAGAAGGAUAAGCAAAAUACUGGAGAAAAUGAGCCUCCGGCAAGACCUCUUCAGUACAGUGACCAAAAUCUACAUCCUGUUUAAAAUGGCCAUUUGGAAAAGCUGAGGAAAAGGCUUUCCAUAUUUUCUUUGCACUAGAACAUGGAUUUGCGUGUUAUUUACUCCACCAGUAAAUGGAUGAUGAAUAAAAUUACCUUUGAAAAUCAUCUGUUCUGGUUUUAACGAAAAUACUUGGUCUGUGAUGUGUAAUUUAUGUUCAAGUGGCUAUUGUGAAUAUUUGUACAGCAAGAUGAUCCAUUUAAUAUUUUCCAUGUAAAAUGAGCUAUUGUACAUGUGCUUCUAAUCUCAAUGAAAAUUGUUAACUGAUCUAAGACCUUCCCAAGUUUUUACUAAAACAAUUUAGGACAUAUGGUUGAUAUAGAUAAUUUUAAUGACCUAAUUAAGGUAAUUUAUGACACUUUGAAAUACUGCAUAAAUAAAAUCUUUGUAUGACUUAGAUGAUUAAUAUGCACAUAUUUAUUAAAAAUCACAGUCUACCUUCAAAUGGAUCAAGUUAUGUCCUACAGCAGAGGUAAAAAGAUUCCAUUGCACAAUUCAGAAAAUAAAGGUAAAUUCUGUAUACUAGCUGAUAUUUAACCAGAAAUGCAGCCAUGUUGUGUUAAUGUUAAUUGAUCCCUGUCCAUUCAUACAAGGUACAGAUUAUGUACUGGGAGUUCUCACAAAUGCAAUAAUUCCCAUACUCAAAUACUUCAUUUGCUAUUAAUUACUCUGGACUGGUCUGAUGCUGUGGAAAUGCUUUCAUAAUUGCAGGCUAUUCUUUGACCACUGUGUUAGUUUUAUUACAAUUGCCUGAUUUUAACUACAAAAAUAACAUUCAGAUAUGUUCCAAAGAUAGUUUCCUAUAUAGGAUUGUUCAUCCACUUAUGAAAGAUUUCUCACCUAGUUUUUUUUUCUUGGGUGACAAGUAGCAAUAGUACAGCGAUACUAUAGAGCUAAUAUUUCAAAUUAGCAAGUUAAUAAUUACUUUCCUCCAAAUAUUCUCGUACUUGUUGCAUUUUUUGUCUGGUUAAGAUAUCCAGCAUGGAUAGUAUUUCAAAGUUGAAAGUAAAUUUAUUAUGAAAGUAAGUAUACAUCACUGUAUACAACCCUGAGAGUCAUCAUCUUGCAGGCAUACUCAAUAAAUCCAUAAUAGAAUCAGUGAAAAACCUCACCAACUGGGCAUUCAACCAGUGUGCAAAAGACUAAAUAUAAAAAGAUAGAGUAAUAAUAAACAAAUAUGCAAUGUAUUGAACAUGAGAUGAAGAGUCCUUGAAAAUGAGGGUAUAGGUUAUAGGAGCAUUUCAUUGAUGGGGCAGGUGAAGUAUUUGGUUCUUAGUUCAAAUCAUUUCCCUCCCUGAGCAAUGAAGAAAAAAAUCUCAUGUACUUUAUUUCUGAUUACGGAUUUGGGUUGGAAACUGUGUCUAUGAGUGGAUAUUGUCUCUGUAAUGUCCUAAAUUUGGAAAAUCUAUCAUAGACCAUUGCCUGGCUCUGUAUGAAAAUGCAUGGCACUUUGUAGCAAUGAAUUAGGGCGUAUUAAUAGUGGUGGGCACAGAUGCAUUAGUAGCCUUAGCCUUUAUUUGUUGACAGGAAUCUGGGAGCGACAGGGUUUAAGAACAGUAUAUCUCAAGGUGGGGAAUGGUAGGCUGGAGUAUUACAUUAAGUGUAAUUCCUGCCUCAGACUGAAUGGUUUGUAUGCUGUGUAAUGAAUGGAAGGGGUAUGAGAGCCUGCUAUGGAUUCUAACUUUCUCCUUCACUUCCAAAUGAUGUUGCAGUAGCAACAUCUCUGUAUUGUUUUCACACUGUAAGCCAUGGAUUUCACUUGGAGUAUUGUUUGCAGUGUUAUUCAGCAAAUUACACAAAUUAUUUUAUUUCUGAGUUCCAGGCUGGUGUGACCCAUCCUCAUUUGAUGUGAUUAGUCAGCAUAGGUUUUAUUUGUACUGAAUCCAAUCAAUAAAGGCCUCAAUCAAUAAAGAACAAUAUUUAUGUAUUGC